AUGGGUGCUUCGACAUACAAGGCAGUAACUGAGAAAGUAGUGGUAGACUUUGUUCGCAACAAUAUAGUUUGUAGGUAUGGGAUUCUAGAGUCAAUCGUAACAGAUAAUGCGGCCAAUCUCAACAGCGAUCUUAUGAAGGAAAUUUCUGAGCAGUUUAAGAUUGCUCAUCAAUAUUCAACAACUUAUUGGCCACAGAUGAAUGGAGCAGUUGAAGCUGCAAACAAGAAUAUCAAAAAGAUUUUAAGGAAGAUAGUGGAUAGUCACAAACAAUGGCAUGAGAAGUUACCAUAUGCUCUUCUCGGUUAUCGUACCUUAAUCAAAACUUCCACUAGGGAAGAUCUUUAUAUGUUGUUUUAUGGUUCAGAAGCAGUAAUACCUGCUGAAGUAGAAAUUCCAUGUUUAAGGAUUAUUCAAGAGGUCGGUCUAGAUGAUGCAGAAUGGAUUUGCAAAAGGAUUGAACAGUUGAUGCUCAUUGAUGAUAAAAGAAUGGACUCAUUUUGUCAUAGUCAACUCUAUCAGAAUAGAAUGGAAAAAUCAUUCAACAAGAAAGUCAAACCUCGAUAG
Molecule: messenger RNA, 564 nt
Organism: Solanum dulcamara
Lineage: Eukaryota; Viridiplantae; Streptophyta; Magnoliopsida; Solanales; Solanaceae
Exons: 1
Coding region: 1-564 (187 amino acids)
Biological process (GO): DNA integration
Molecular function (GO): nucleic acid binding
Source: RefSeq, a predicted model, not a curated record